AGCAGUCAUACUGGAGAGAAACCCUUUAAAUGCACUCUAUGUGGGAAAACCUUCCCGUAUAUCACUGUUCUUAUAUGGCAUAAAAGAACACACACUGGAGAGAAGCCUUACAAAUGUAAUCAAUGUGGUAAAGCCUUUGCAAAAAGCAGUCAGCUCAUACGGCAUAAAAGAACACAUGCUGGAGAGAAACAUUAUGAAUGUAAUGAGUGUGGCAAAGCCUUUGCAGAAAACAGUACUCUCUUAAGCCAUAAAAGAACACACACUGGAGAGAAACCUUAUGAAUGUAACCAAUGUAGUAAAGCCUUUGCACAAAACAGUCAUCUCAUAAGCCAUAAAAGAACACACACUGGAGAGAAACCUUAUGAAUGUAAUGAGUGUGGCAAAGCCUUUGCAGAAAACAGUACUCUCUUAAGCCAUAAAAGAACACACACUGGAGAGAAACCUUAUGAAUGUAACCAGUGUGGUAAAGCCUUUGCACAAAACAGUCAUCUCAUAAGCCAUAAAAGAACACACACUGGAGAGAAACCAUAUGAAUGUAAUGAGUGUGGUAAAGCCUUUGCAAAAAACAGUCAUCUCAUGAGCCAUAAAAGAACACACAGAGAGAAACCUUAUGAAUGUAAUGAGUGUGGCAAAGCCUUUGCAAAAAACAGUCAUCUCAUAAGCCAUAAAAGAACACAUACUGGAGAGAAACCUUAUGAAUGUAACCAGUAUGGAAAAGCCUUUGCACAAAACAGUACUCUCUUAAGCCAUAAAAGAACACACAGCAAAGAGAAACCUUAUGAAUGUAACCAGUGUGGUAAAGCCUUUGCAGAAAACAGUCAUCUCAUAAGACAUAAAAGAACACAUACUGGA
Molecule: messenger RNA, 852 nt
Organism: Meriones unguiculatus (Mongolian gerbil)
Lineage: Eukaryota; Metazoa; Chordata; Mammalia; Rodentia; Muridae
Product: zinc finger protein 436-like
Biological process (GO): regulation of transcription by RNA polymerase II
Molecular function (GO): RNA polymerase II cis-regulatory region sequence-specific DNA binding; DNA-binding transcription factor activity
Source: RefSeq, a predicted model, not a curated record